AGCAGCGGGCAGCUGCCAAGUGUGUUUUCUUUCAGCUUUCAGUUUAACUGAAAUCUGCAAAAAUUCUCUGCUGCAAGAAAAGAGGGGCAAUGUCAUCAGAAGAUGAUGCUGGUGGGGAGGCUCCUGGGGGCAGUUUCUGGGAGGCUGGAAACUAUAGGUGGACAGUGAAGCGUGUGGACGACGGACACCGGCUCUGCAAUGACUUAAUCUCCUGCUUCCAGGAGCGAGCCAAGAUAGAGAAGAACUAUGCCCAGCAGCUAACAGAGUGGUCCCGCAAAUGGAGGAGCAAUGUGGAGAAGGGUCCCCAGUAUGGCACUCUGGAGAAGGCCUGGCAUGCCUUCCUGACAGCUGCAGACAAGCUCAGUGACAUUCACUUAGAUGUCCGGAACCACCUGGCUGGGGAAGAUUCAGAGAAAAUCAAGGCCUGGCAGAAGGAGGCCUACCACAAGCAGAUGAUUGGGGGCUUCAAGGAGACUAAGGAGGCAGAGGAUGGGUUCCGCAAGGCCCAGAAACCCUGGGUGAAAAAGCUGAAAGACGUGGAGACUUCUAAGAAAAACUAUCAUGCAGCCCGGAAGGAGGAGAAGACGGCCCAUACACGGGAGAACCAUGCCAAGGCAGACUCCUCUGUCUCCCAGGAGCAGCUGCGCAAGCUGCAGGAGCGCGUGGAGAAGUGCACGCAGGAGGCUGAGAAGUGCAAGGAUCACUAUGAGAAGAUGCUGGAAGAGCACCCUCGCUACAUGGAGGAUAUGGAGCAAGUGUUUGAGGGCUGCCAGGAAGCAGAACGCAAGAGACUGUGCUUCUUUAAGGAGAUGUUCCUGAACCUGCACCAGCAUCUGAACCUCUCUACCAGUGAAAGCUUCCAUGCACUGUAUCGAGAUCUCUACCAAGUCAUCAUGGCUGCAGACAACCAGGAGGACCUGAAGUGGUGGCGCAACACACAUGGACCAGGCAUGGUGAUGAACUGGCCUCAGUUUGAGGAAUGGUCUCUUGAAACACAGCGGCCAAUCACCAAGAAAGAGAAGAGUGGAAAAACGACUGACGAUGUGACGCUGACCAGCAUUUUGCCUACGCGGGAUGGGGUUGUCUCCCAGACCCCUCUGCAGACAAGGCAAGGCGGAGGGAAGGAAGACAUUUCGGAGUGGUCAGAUGAGGACACUCCCAAGAAGUACUUGGAUACCAAUGGGCAUGAGGAGGACUUAAAGGUACCAGGUGUACGGGUACGAGCGCUGUAUGAUUACACAGGACAGGAGGCUGAUGAGCUGAGCUUUAAAGCAGGAGAAGAACUAAUGAAGAUCAGCGAGGAAGAUGAGCAGGGCUGGUGCAAGGGCCGACUUCUUACGGGCCAGGUUGGACUCUAUCCUGCUAACUAUGUUGAGAAGGUUGGCUCAUGAUUUGCUGCCCUGUUGGUGUCUCAUACCCAUGUUGGCAUCUCCUGGUGAAGUUGCUGCUGGCCAGUCCACUUCUGCAGUACAUGCAGUGACUUCUGGACUCUGACUUGAGGGCACGUAUUCCAUGUAACCUAUGCUUCAUUUUAAAUGCCUAGACCUUUAGGGCUUUUCUAAUAAACAAGGAUGA
Molecule: messenger RNA, 1575 nt
Organism: Tinamus guttatus (white-throated tinamou)
Lineage: Eukaryota; Metazoa; Chordata; Aves; Tinamiformes; Tinamidae
Gene: PACSIN3
Product: protein kinase C and casein kinase substrate in neurons 3
Biological process (GO): plasma membrane tubulation; cytoskeleton organization; regulation of endocytosis
Cellular component (GO): cytoplasm; plasma membrane; endosome
Molecular function (GO): phospholipid binding; protein binding
Source: RefSeq, a predicted model, not a curated record